Molecule: messenger RNA, 483 nt
Organism: Scutellospora calospora
Lineage: Eukaryota; Fungi; Glomeromycota; Glomeromycetes; Diversisporales; Gigasporaceae
Source: the annotation of a GenBank genome assembly
AUGGAAAAAAAAUAUAUUAUCAAGAGUAGUUUAAUUCCCGUAUUGGGUAAUCCCAAUUCUAAAAAACGGUUUCAAUUAUACAUUGAAUAUGUACAAGGCAAUGAAAAAUUUCUUAUUGAAAAGUCUAAUAGGAAUAAGAAAACUCUUGAAGAUUUACUUGAAAAACAUAAAUCAGAAUUUGAAGAAUAUAAUAAACGUAUAGAUGAUUGCAAAAAGAAAAAAAAAGAGAUUGAGAAUUUAUUGUUAAUACAACAUAAUAGUUUUGUUCUUGAAUAUAGAUUUUUACAAAGAUUUGAAGAUAAAAAUGAGAUAAAAAAACAAAGAAAUCACAUGUGCAAUGAAUAUAAUAUUCUUUUACGAGGAAAUAGUUUAAUCGAUUUUAAUAUUGUUGAACCAGAAACAGAUUUUUUUGAAGGGUUAUUGAUGUUACAAUAUGAAAAAUCAAAAAAAUACUUGAAGGACAUUAAUUUAUUUUUUGAAUGA